CCCACCCUCACCACAAGCCUUUCAGCGAAAGACAUAACAGUCUCGCAGGGAAUUGACAUAAAGCGUCUUUUAAUGCCUUUUAAUGAUUGUGUUUCAGAGUAUUUCCAGUCGCAGCUGCUGUCAUUUUUCUCCGAACCUGGAUUACCACAACCCCGACAUCCCCGAGUGGAGACAAGACAUAAGCAGACUCAUUAAGAGAGCUCUGAUACAGGUUACCCAUAUCCCUGAGGAGCAUAUUCUAGUAGCCAUGUUUCCUGGCCUUCCAACAUCAGCAGAACUUUUUAUAUUACCACCAAAAAAUGUCAGCGAACGGAGGAAAGGUAGCAAAGUGGACUUGGAGCAGAUUGUAGAGUCUCUUCUGAGUGCCCUGAAUCAGAACCUUGUAAUGUUUGAGCUGAAGCCAGGAGUGCAGAUCUUUGUAUACGUCACGCAGCUUACUCUAGCACCACUAGUGGACAAUAGUGCCAGUCACAGCAGUUCAGCAAUGCUGAUGCUCCUUUCGGUCGUGUUCGUGGGCUUAGCUGUUUUUUUAAUCUACAAGUUCAAGAGGAAAAUCCCAUGGAUUAAUAUUUACGCGCAGGUUCAGCAUGAUAAAGAACAAGAAAUGAUUGGCUCCGUCAGCCAAAAUGACAACGCGCCCAAAAUAUCGCUCAGCAACUUCACGGAGGAGGAGCUGGCAGACAAGGAACUGGACACACACACGAGUCAUCGGUAGCAUAUCCACAAUUGCAAACAGUGAAAGCACAAAGGAAAUUCCAAAUUGUACAAGUGUUUAA
Messenger RNA from Staurois parvus, 776 nucleotides. The record is from the annotation of a GenBank genome assembly. NCBI's taxonomy places the organism in Eukaryota, Metazoa, Chordata, Amphibia, Anura, Ranidae.